UGACAGAAUCAGGCAGCAGGAAACGCUUUUAAGAAAUUUACGAUUUUAUAUUCUUGUUUUUAAACCUAAGUGACCUAAAAUAAAAGGAAUUUAGGCACAUUUCUCCGAAAAUAGUUUAAGAAAGAACCACGUUUAUUCGAUAAAAAUUAUGGCCGCCAGCGUUGAUUCAGAUUUGCAUGUAUCAUUUGAAGAUCAACAAAAGAUUAAUAAAUUUGCUCGACAUAAUUCAAGAUUAGAUGAUAUAAUGGAUGAACUCAAGGCUAAAGAGAAUGAACUCCAAGCUUUAGAAGAUGCUGAAUCAGAGCUCUUAAUGUGUGCUGAUGAGGAAAAAACUCCAUUUAGAAUAGGUGACGUUUUUGUUUUUGUAACUAUGGAUCAAGCGCAGGAGAUGCUUGCAGAUAAAAAAGAGAGCAUUUCAGAAGAAGCUAAGGUUCUGAAAGAACAGCAAGAAUCUAUAAAACAAACUAUGUCAGACCUUAAAGUGCAGUUGUAUGCCAAAUUUGGGAAUAACAUUAAUCUUGAACCAGAAUAAAAAGGAGAAAAAAAUGAAUAUGUUGGAGCUUCUUAAUACAAACAUUAAGUGGAACUUAUUGCCUUUGUUUUUUCUAAAGAGAAAAAUUUCAUCUUCUGCACAUUCGUAAAAACAGUCUUUGCCACUUUAACUUUUGAAGGAUAUCUAUUAAUACUCAUGUUUUAAACAACUGAAGUUGUUUUUCUUUAACUCUUGCUCUUCAAAUAAAAGUAACAAAUGUUAACUAACCUAUGCAAUAAAAGGAAUCUUAUGAUGCUUUUUAUUUCUUAUAUUUCAUAAUUGCAAUGUCAUAUGAGAAUUUUUCAUUGUCUUGUGUCUGAGAUAAAAUAUUUCUGUAAUUUUU
Molecule: messenger RNA, 875 nt
Organism: Parasteatoda tepidariorum (common house spider)
Lineage: Eukaryota; Metazoa; Arthropoda; Arachnida; Araneae; Theridiidae
Source: RefSeq, a predicted model, not a curated record